Messenger RNA from Castor canadensis (American beaver), 3620 nucleotides. It is a transcript of the gene Arhgap25, whose product is annotated as Rho GTPase activating protein 25. Gene Ontology annotation, molecular function: GTPase activator activity. NCBI's taxonomy places the organism in Eukaryota, Metazoa, Chordata, Mammalia, Rodentia, Castoridae. Gene Ontology annotation, biological process: phagocytosis, engulfment; actin filament organization; negative regulation of small GTPase mediated signal transduction. Gene Ontology annotation, cellular component: phagocytic cup. The record is from RefSeq and is a predicted model, not a curated record.
CCGCGAGGCAGAGUUGUUUAUCACGACUUCGCCUUAGUAAAGCCUGAGAUUCUUUAAAACAGAAGCUCUGCUUCCCAUGACGCAGAGCGAAGUGUCAACUGGGAUAUUUCUGGUAAAACUGAAAGCAAGAAAAGCGGGUGCCAGUCCCUAGGGGUUUGUGGGUGGGAGUGAGGGGUAGCUUGGGUGCCAUUCUGAAGUGACAGAUGGAUGGACCUUUCAUCUGAGAGAAAGGAGGAGACACAUUGGCAAAUCAAGCUCAAACCUAAGACUGCUUGUGAAGCAAUCUUAAGGAGGGAAAGACAGACACAAGUCAAAAGGAAAGAUCGAAAAGGCAAGAAAGGCACAAAUUGUAGCAGACUGACUGCUUCACCAGCUACUCACCCAAACCGGAGGCAAAAUGUCCUUAAAGUUACCAAGGAACUGGGAUUUCAACCUGAAAGCAGAGGCUGCGAAAAUAGCUCGGACAAGGAGUAUGAUGACUGGUGAGCAGAUGGCGGCCUUUCACCCAUCAUCCACCCCCAAUCCUCUGGAAAGGCCCAUCAAGAUGGGCUGGCUGAAGAAGCAGAGGUCUAUCGUGAAAAACUGGCAGCAGAGGUAUUUUGUACUGAGGGCCCAGCAACUCUACUACUACAAAGACGAAGAGGACAUGAAGCCACAGGGCUGCGUGUAUCUACCAGGAAGUACAAUCAAAGAGAUUGCCACAAACCCAGAAGAAGCUGGGAAGUUUGUCUUUGAAGUUAUUCCAGUCUCAUGGGACCAGAAUCGCAUGGGCCAGGACUCCUAUGUCCUCAUGGCCAGCUCUCAGGCGGAGAUGGAAGAGUGGGUUAAAUUCCUCAGGAGAGUCGCUGGCACACCCUCUGGAGCGGUGUUCGGCCAGCGCUUGGAUGAAACCGUAGCCUAUGAACAGAAGUUUGGCCCUCACCUCGUUCCUAUCCUGGUAGAGAAGUGCACAGAGUUCAUCCUCGAGCAUGGUGUGAAUGAAGAGGGCAUCUUCCGUCUGCCUGGGCAGGACAACCUGGUGAAGCAGCUGAGAGAUGCUUUUGAUGCUGGGGAACGACCCUCCUUUGACAGAGAUACAGAUGUGCACACCGUGGCCUCUCUGCUAAAGCUCUACCUCCGAGACCUCCCAGAACCCGUGGUUCCCUGGAGCCAGUACGAGGGGUUCCUGCUCUGCGGGCAGCUCAUGAAUGCAGAUGAGGCAAAGGCUCAGCAGGAGUUGAUGAAGCAGCUCUCCAGCCUUCCUCGUGACAACUAUAGUCUUCUGAGUUACAUCUGCAGGUUUCUACAUGAAAUCCAGCUGAACUGUGCUGUUAACAAGAUGAGUGUGGACAACCUGGCUACUGUGAUUGGUGUUAAUCUCAUCAGGUCAAAGGUUGAAGAUCCUGCUGUCAUCAUGAGAGGGACUCCUCAGAUCCAAAGAGUGAUGACCAUGAUGAUCAGAGACCAUGAAGUCCUUUUCCCCAAGUCCAAGGAUGCACCCCUGUCACCCCCUGCACAGAAAAACGAUCCUAAGAAACCUCCAGUGCCUCGGAGCUCUGUGGGCUGGGAUGCCACUGAAGAUCCCCCGGUUUCCAGGACAGACAGUUUUAGUAACAUGACAAGUGAUUCUGAUGCCACCAGCCCCACUGGACUGCAACCAGGUGACCAGUAUCAAGAGGACAGCAGCAAGGGCCCCAAGGAAAAGUCAGGAGAUUGGAAGGUGCAAUCUCGUAAAAGGACACAAACACUCCCUAACCGGAAAUGUUUCUUGACAUCAGCUUUUCAAGGUGCCAACAGCAGUAAAGUAGAAAUCUUUAAAAAUGAGUUCUGGUCGCCGUCUUCCGGGGCUAAGCCAGGGGAGGGGCACAGGAGAACUGUGUCCCAAGACUUGCGCCACCUUUCUGACUCCCAGCGGACUUCCACCUAUGACAAUGUCCCUGCUCUGCCAGGGUCCCCUGGAAACUCAGCAAGUGUGUUCUCUGCACCUGCCUGUGACUCCAAGAAAGAUGUUCCUGCCAGCACAAACUCCGAAACUGGGCCUGGAAGAAAGGACUUUGGAGAAGAGGAACUUGAUUCUUUGCAGAGGUUGGUCCACGACCUGAGGAAGGAAAUAGAAACACAGAAGCAGAUGUAUGAGGAACAGAUUAAAAACCUUGAGAAGGAAAAUUAUGAAGUCUGGGCUAAGGUGGUAAGACUCAAUGAAGAACUAGAGAAGGAAAAGAAGAAGUCUGCUGCACUAGAAAUCAGCCUCCGCAACAUGGAGCGCACCCGGGAGGAUGUUGAGAGGAGAAACAAGGUCUUGGAAGAAGAAGUCAAAGAAUUUGUGAAAUCAAUGAAGGAACCCAAGACCAAGACCGAUGCUUGAGGGUCCCAGGAGCACUUCAGAGACAGCCAGAGAGAGGCUCAGCUUUGCUCUUUUUCACAUGCUACCUGAUGACUGCAAAGCAAAGUCGUUCCCUGUGAGGAGAAGGACUUUGGGGGAAAAACAUUACAUUUCCCAGUAAAUAAAUCAAUGGAGUUUGCAGGGAGAUAAGGAUGAGCAGGGGCAUUUGUAAUUGCUUGCUGAUGUACUCAGAAGGGUUUGUUAUUCCAUUGUGAUUUAGGCAGAGCAAGAUGGAACCUUCCAUGGUGGUUGACUAGGUUCAAUGGAGACGUUUGAGGCAGGCAUCGUCUCAACUUGGGCAGAAGGCUGGCCACAGCCUGAAGCUAGGCUGAGGCAUUAGUUCUGUGUUUCUUUGUGUGGAAUCACUGGCCUAGUGAGAUGGCCUCAGGGCAUCUCUAAGACCAGGAGCAGAACCUGAUACUCAAGAAACUCACCUGAAGGGCGGUGUUCUUGGAGACAGCAUGUGCUGGAGCCAAAAACCCAUUAUGCCAUCCCCACUACGGUGCAUGUGCUCCAGGGGGUACCAAACUUAUUAGACCAAGAUGAAACAAACAAUAAGUUCUAUUUAUAAAAGAAAAUUGAUGAGAAAAUUGUAUAUAAAUAAAGUGCAAAAUGAGUAAGGCAGUUGUAAUCCUAUAGAACCUUUAUAAAAAUUAAUAAAGAUACCCCUUUCUUAAGGCAGAUGCAUCCCUCUCAUGGUGAUGGCUUGGUGAGCAGGAUUUCAGUCCCCACUUGUCUUUCAGUGGCCCCAGUUGUGUAUGGAGGGCCUAGGAACAAAUGGAGGGCCAACUAUGAUAUGACCUCAGAGGCUUGUUGUAGACUUGCAUAAUAAUAAUCAUGAUGAUAUUUGUUUUUGCUUCGUAACAGUGCAAGUAACUUUACUCUUUAGAGGGCCAUCAGACACUAGGCACUAACUGGAAGAGGGGCUUUCCCAUAUCAAGCCAGCCUGGCAGAGGUCCCUGGUCAGACCCCUGAACCCUAGCUAGGAUGGUUGAGUCUUUUAUAGUUUUGUCACCAUUCUAGUUAGGUGAUCUCCAAAGACUUUUUGAUUGUGUACCCCAUCAGUAGAAAAUUUUGAACUCCCCCCUAAUUUUGAAUAGAUAUAUUUAUUUGCUUAUAAAUUAUUGUCUACCCUCUACAUCUGUGGGCUUUGCAGCCAUAGAUUCAACCAACCACAGAUAAAAAAAUAUUUUUGGGGAAAAUUUUAUCUGUACUAAACAUGUACAGAGUUUUUUCUUAUUUUUCCUAAAAAAUACAG